Molecule: messenger RNA, 639 nt
Organism: Hippopotamus amphibius kiboko
Lineage: Eukaryota; Metazoa; Chordata; Mammalia; Artiodactyla; Hippopotamidae
Gene: LYG2
Product: lysozyme g2
Exons: 5
Coding region: 1-639 (212 amino acids)
Biological process (GO): defense response to Gram-positive bacterium; peptidoglycan catabolic process
Cellular component (GO): extracellular region
Molecular function (GO): lysozyme activity
Source: RefSeq, a predicted model, not a curated record
AUGCUGUCUGUUGUCCUGUUUGGGGGCCUUUUUGUCCUCAUUGGCACUUCUAGGGGCUCACACUCCUUCACUCACUUGAUGAACCCUCGCCUGUAUCCCCGCCUGUACCAUGGCUGCUACGGCGACAUGAUGACCAUGGAGACCUCUGGUGCCGCCUGUGAUAUCACCACGUUGAUUGCCUGUGGCAUCCGCGGUUCUGAAAUGUUUGCUGAGAUGGAUCUGAAGGCCUUGAAGUCUUACCAAAUUCUGAUCAAAGAUGUUGGGCUGAGGUAUUGCGUGGACCCCACUCUCAUUGCAGCCAUCAUCUCCAGAGAAAGCCAUGGUGGAACCGUCCUGCAAGACGGCUGGGACCACAAAGGACUUAAAUUUGGUUUGAUGCAGCUUGAUAAAGAAAUCCAUCGUCCUGUUGGUAACUGGGACAGCAAAGAACACCUUUUGCAGGCUGUUGGGAUUCUCACAGACGGAAUUAAGGCAAUCCAGAAAAAAUUCCCCACGUGGAGUGUGGCUCAACACUUCAAAGGUGGUCUCUCAGCCUUCAAGUCAGCAACUGAAGCCAUUGCCACUCUCGCGGACAUAGACAAUGUCUUCGUCGAUGAUAUUAUAGCCCGAGCUAAAUUCCAUAAGAAACACAGCUUCUAG